AUGUCCUGCCUACCUGAUGCAGCCACAUCUGGCAAAGUGCUUUCCAAAGUUGUCGGCAUUGCCGCCAUCAUGUCUCGGGGUGGAGCAGCAAGCUUUGGUUUUGGAGGAGCAGGAGGAGACCGCAGUCGCAAGACCAUUAGUGAAGUAUUUUCCUUUGUAUCCGCUGGCAGUGCCGCCGAUACCAUGUUGGAUUUGACCCGGGUCCAAAUGCGAUUGGAAGGUCUGCAAGUCUACGCCACUUUGGCAGCAUUGUUGACCAAUGCCUGUUUGCAACUAUAUGUCAAUGUGAAGGAACCAGAAGAAGAAACUGAUGACGACGACGACGAUGGCGAUGGUACAAUGGUAAACGGAACAAUGACAACAACAGAAGAGAAGGAACAAAGAAAACUAGCCAGAAAACGACGCCAGCGAAGAAGGAACUGGUCCGUCGAUGCGUUCUACCUCUGUACCGUGGUAUCCAUCUUGUCGGGAUCUUAUACUACUGUUGUAUUUGGAUUACUUUCCAUUCUUUCCAAAACGGCCUUGGGUCGGGGGUUGGAUGCAUCCUUUAUUGAAUUUUGGGCGGAAUCGGCGGGGAUACGGAACAGUGGCCUGGAAUCCUUUUUAAUGGCGCUGGUGUCCUUUGAAGUUGCCUUUCUUUUGUCACUCAUGACGAAAUUCUCCUUCAAAAAUCCACGCAAACGGCGGCGACAAAACGUUUUGGUGGGCAUUGGAACUCUCAUUCUGCUGAUAUCCAUGAGGAGGUGGACCAAAUUACUCUAUCUGGCAAGCAAACUAUUGUUCCCGAUGUGGGCUGAGGUGGAAUACUAG
Cylindrotheca closterium is the source of this 810-nucleotide messenger RNA. The record is from the annotation of a GenBank genome assembly. Lineage: Eukaryota; Bacillariophyta; Bacillariophyceae; Bacillariales; Bacillariaceae.